AUGACUGAUUCACCUGAUCUCUCUCGCCCACCUGUGCCACCCGAUUACCUUCAGAGCGACUUACUCUUUCAACUGCUCGACUGCUGUCAAACUCAAGGCAGUCCCCAUGGCAUAGUUUCAACUGUUAAACACGAGGAUGUCCCAAUCGUGCGUAUUUACGGCGUGACCAAGGAGGGUCACAGUGUUCUUGUACACUGCUACAACUUUGAACCCCAUCUGUGGAUUCGUGCCCCCAAUCGGUGGCUUGACGUAUACUCGAAAACGUUCGUGCAAGAGUUAAACGCUAGUUUGGACCCGCUAACUCACGUGUCCAACACAGUGGUGCGCAUCGAGAGGCACAAGCGCAGGAGCCUCAUGUAUUACAAUCCGGAUGGUGAAUGUGAUUACCUUAAGGUUAUUGUUCAGCUCCCACAGCACAUUCCAAGGUUGCGCACGCUUCUUUCCUCUGGCGUGAUGUGUGUCGGUGCGUGGGAAGGGCUACGUGCGUUUCCGACAUUUGAAAGCAACGUCAUUUUCCCGUUGCGCUUUAUGGUAGAUGGCAAUAUUGGAGGUUGCAACUGGAUUACUGUCCCAGCGGGCCAGUUUCACCUGUUCAGCCCACGUACUUCGACUUGUCAGAUUGAGGUCUGUUGUUCUCAUGAAGUGCUGCAGAGUCACGAAGCGGUUGGAGAUUACCUUUUAAUUGCUCCCUUCAGGAUCCUUUCUAUUGAUAUUGAAUGUGAGGGGAGAAAAGGCCUCUUUCCUGAGGCUGAGAGGGACCCUGUUAUUCAAAUCGCUAAUCACUGCGUCAAUUACGGCAAGGAGGAGGAUGCUCUUACGCGAACUAUCUUCACGCUCAAGAGUUGUGGAGCUAUUGCCGGUGCUAAUGUGUGCUCGUUUGAGACUGAAGAAGAGAUGCUCGUGCAAUGGGCUCGCUUCGUCAAGAGAAUUGACCCCGAUUUUCUCACUGGCUAUAACAUAUGCAAUUUCGAUUUCCCGUAUCUUCUUUCCCGUGGAAUCACGCUGAAGGUGAAUGACAGCUUUUUCUACUGGGGGAGGCAACUCAACGAGCGGACAGUGCAUCGUGAAAAGAAGUUCCUCUCACGACAACUGGGGAAUCGUGAAUAUACGGAAUUGACGAUGGAGGGCCGUGUUGUCAUGGACGUGAUGGCUGUCAUACAGCGUGACUAUAAGCUGCGCGCCUACUCUCUCAAUGCUGUCUCGCAACACUUCCUGGGGGAGCAGAAGGAGGACGUUCACCACUCCAUCAUUUCGGAUCUUCAGCAGGGAAAUGAUGAGACACGGCGGCGCCUGGCAGUGUAUUGCCUAAAAGAUGCCUAUUUACCGGUUAAGCUUUUAGAACGACUGAUGGUUGUGGUAAAUAAUGUGGAGAUGGCCCGUGUGACGGGUGUACCGAUUGGUUGGCUACUGGAACGCGGUCAACAAAUUAAGGUUUUCUCCAUGUUGUUGCGUAAGGCGCGGGCAAGAAAUUUUGUGGUCCCCACGGUGGAAACUACAGGAGCUGAACAGCGUCGUUACGAAGGCGCUACCGUCAUCGAGCCUAAGAAGGGGCACUACAUUGAGCCAAUUGUUACAUUGGACUUUGCCUCACUCUACCCUUCCAUCAUCAUUGCUCACAACUUGUGUUACUCAACGCUGCUUCCUGGGCAUGAGGUGAACAAUUACGAGUCAGGGAUGAAGGAAGACACCCCCACGGAACACAAGUUUAUCCGGAAGGAGGUUUUCCCCGGUGUGUUGCCCGAAGUCCUGCGGGAUCUGCUUGCCGCUCGAAGGCAGGCCCGAGCGCUAAUGAAGGAUGUUUCGCAGGACUCUCUUGAAUACAAGGUUCUUAACGGCCGUCAGCUGGCGCUGAAGGUGAGCGCUAAUUCUGUCUACGGAUUCACUGGCGCCCAGGUGGGUAGGUUGCCGUGUUUAGAGUUGAGUGCGACUGUGACGAGCUACGGGCGAAGGAUGAUUGAGGAGACAAAGCAGUUCGUAGAGAAGAAAUACGUGGGAGCGGAGGUGAUUUAUGGUGAUACUGACUCUGUUAUGAUUCGAUGCGUUAUAAAUGCCGAUGAAAGUGACACCAAUAAAUUGCAACAGGCGAUGGAUUUUGGAAAGGAAGCUGCGGAGGCUGUGUCCAGCACCUUUCCGGACCCCAUCAGGUUGGAAUUCGAAAAAGUGUACUACCCUUUCUUACUAAUGAAUAAGAAGCGCUACGCUGGGUUGCUAUGGACCAACACCGUGCGGUACGACAAGUUGGAUGCAAAGGGAAUAGAGACCGUUCGUCGGGACAGUUGCCCGCUUGUCGCCAGCGUCAUCUCCGGAGUGCUUAACCGAAUGCUGAUUCAGCGCUCCGUAGAGAGUGCGGUGGAGUUUGUGAAGGGAACGAUUCGCGAUCUCCUACAUAACCGACUCGACAUCUCGCAGCUGGUCAUCACGAAGUCUUUCUCCAAGUCUGAGUCCGAGUACGCUGGAGCACAGGCCCAUAUUGCCCUGGUGGAGCGCAUGCGAAGGCGAGACCCCGCUUCUGCCCCGAACGUUGGUGACCGCGUGGCGUAUGUGAUUGUCCGCGCCGCCAAGGGGGCCAAGGCGUAUGAGCGCAGUGAGGAUCCCAUAUACGUGCUGGAAAACAACAUUCCUAUCGAUACGCAGCAUUACCUUGAGCACCAACUCGGGCCUCCGCUCCUUCGUGUUUUUGAGGGUGUUCUUCAGGACCCGAGCGUGUUGACGAAGGGAGAUCACACGCGGUACGUUUCUGUUUCGGCUCCGAACAGGAACGCAGGGGGGCUGAUGAAGUUUGUGAAGUUUCAACUCCAGUGCAUUUCUUGUCGUUCUGUAAUACAGGAAGGGGCCCUGUGCGAUGCGUGCAGCGUUAUGGGUCCCGACAUUUAUGGGAAGAUUGUAGCGAAGCGCAAUCACUACGAGGCUGUUUAUUCACAGGUAUGGACACAGUGCCAACAAUGUCAGGGAUCACUGAAUCAAGAGGUAAUUUGCACGAGUAGAGAUUGCCCCGUGUUUUACCUGAGGAAGAAAGUUCAGAAAGAUGUGCAUGAGCAGCAAACACUCCUGGAUCGCUUCGGUGUAGUGGACGAUUGGUGA
Molecule: messenger RNA, 3081 nt
Organism: Trypanosoma brucei brucei TREU927
Lineage: Eukaryota; Euglenozoa; Kinetoplastea; Trypanosomatida; Trypanosomatidae
Product: DNA polymerase delta catalytic subunit, putative
Exons: 1
Coding region: 1-3081 (1026 amino acids)
Biological process (GO): base-excision repair, gap-filling; nucleotide-excision repair, DNA gap filling; DNA replication proofreading
Cellular component (GO): delta DNA polymerase complex
Molecular function (GO): DNA binding; nucleotide binding; 3'-5'-DNA exonuclease activity
Source: RefSeq, a predicted model, not a curated record